Daucus carota subsp. sativus is the source of this 2127-nucleotide messenger RNA. RefSeq lists its product as uncharacterized. Bases 1 to 2127 code for a protein of 708 amino acids. The transcript has a single exon. The record is from RefSeq and is a predicted model, not a curated record. Lineage: Eukaryota; Viridiplantae; Streptophyta; Magnoliopsida; Apiales; Apiaceae.
AUGGCAAAAAGGACACGCUCCCACCUGGGUCUUCCCCAGAACCCGGAUAACCCUCAGACGGACCAGGACAACCCGAACCAGGAUCACGCCUCCGGACCCCUUUUCACCCAUGUGAAUCCGGAGGAGAACCAAACAAUCAACCCUAAUGAUGCCCGGGUCACGAUCGAAAUGAGCCAAUACAAGUACACCGACGUCCCGGUCACCACCCUCCACAUGUCCCAGCUCACCAAUGUAGAGUUGGCUGAAGCCAUCCGGCAGUACCAUGAUCGCCGGGAAAGCAACCGCAGGCUCGAGGACAUCGGCGAGUCUGAGGACUCCGGAAACAGUCGUCAAUCCCGGGGCUCCGUCUUCGACCGGAUCGGAGACAAAGCGAAGAAAAAGAAACAAAAAGAAAGCGAGGAAACCCGGCUGAAAAUCUUGGCUGAAAGAAAAGAACAGAUCCGAAAAGAAGAAGAAGAAAAACUGGAGCAAAAAAUUGCCCUCCGGGUCCAACUGGAGGAAGAAAAACUAACAAAGGGAUCCCGGUCCAAGCGAUAUCGAAAAGAAGCAACACCCGAACUCCUCUCCGAUGAUGAGAACGAAGGACCCGGACAGACCAACCUAAGAGACAUGAUAGAUGAACUCAACCGAAAAAUCGGGAAUGACUCCGGACUCGAAAUAGGGGGAACCCUGACCCCCUUCAGUCACUCCCUGGAGUCCAUUCCCCAACAGAAAGGCCUGAAACACUACAACUUCGAGUCCUUCAACGGACUAGGGGAUUCGGAGGAACACCUACAUUACUUUGAGCAGAUAGCUCAGAUCUACUAUUACAAUGACCUGACCAAGUGCCGAUUCUUCGCAUCCACCUUCAAAGGAGGGGCUCAAAGAUGGUUCAGCCGAAUCCCGUCCCGAAGCAUCCGAUCCUGGAAAGAUUUCAGGGAAGCCUUCCUCCGGAGAUUCCGAGCCAACAAGACCCACGAACUUCACAUGUGCCACCUGGAAACAAUCCGCCAAUACGACAAUGAAACACUUGCGGACUACAUGAGACGUUUCCAGGAAGCAAUCAACAAAAUAUCCAGCCUAGACGAAAGAGAAGCUUUGAGUAUCUUCCGGAGGAACCUGGAUCCAGAAAACAACGAGAGAUAUGUCGUAGAAUUGAUCAAUAAGGAACCCCAAAGCCUAGCGGCAGCAUACGCUAUGGCAGCAAAGUUUAUUAAGAAAACUGAUGUCCUUCAAGCCAUGAGGAUGACCCGGAAUGGCAGCUCGAAAGGAAAACAAACUGAAGAGAGACCAAGAAAAGAAUACCAUCAAGACAAAAAAUUCAAACCCGACAGACAAACCAACUUCAUCCAGGGCUCCGGGUCACAAGGAGCGUCCCAACCCAGACGGGGUUCCAGGAGCGAUCCGGGUCCUAACAGGCCGACACGAGAAUCAAAACCGGAGCCGGAGUGGACUCCCCUCAACCGACCCCGGACUGAAAUUUUGAAAGAGAUCCGGGACAAACCCUUUUACUACGCCCCUAAGCCCAUGCAAACUCCUCCCGAGAGCAGACCCACCAACCGCCACUGCGAUUACCAUGAAACGCACGGCCACAAAACAGAAAAUUGCAUGUCCCUAAAGUAUUUCAUAGAAGAACAGAUCGGCAAAGGGAACAUGGGGCAAUAUAUAGCCCGGAACACAAUAAACAAAGGGGAAGGAUCCGGGAAACAAAAGAACGUAGUCAAUGUAGUCCUAGGGGGGUCCUGCUCUCCCCCUACCAGCCCGGACCCCUGUCAUGAAACACUAUCCAUACAAGCCUUCCCCGAACAGGUCAUUUCCUUCAGCAGCAAAGAUUUUGAAGGAGUCACCCGGGGUCAUAAUGAAGCUCUGGUAGUAACCCUGGAUAUAGCCGAAAACGAAGUCCGGAGAAUCCUGAUAGACAAUGGCUCUUCAGCAAACAUCCUAUUCAAACACACCAUGGAUCGAAUGCAGUUAGGGAGCAUCCGGAUGAAUGACUACAGGGAAGAUCCUCUAUAUGGGUUCGGGAAUAGCAUCGUCCCGGUCCUGGGCACACUUUAUCUCCCGGUCCGGUUCGAAACAGCCCCGAACCAAGUCAGCCACAUGAUCAAAUUCUACGUCACAGACACACCUUCCUCCUACAAGAAGUGA